Messenger RNA from Cephus cinctus (wheat stem sawfly), 1574 nucleotides. RefSeq names its product diuretic hormone class 2 (gene Dh31). Gene Ontology annotation, biological process: body fluid secretion. The coding region runs from base 148 to 474 and encodes 108 amino acids. Gene Ontology annotation, molecular function: G protein-coupled receptor binding; diuretic hormone activity. The transcript has 4 exons. The record is from RefSeq and is a predicted model, not a curated record. NCBI's taxonomy places the organism in Eukaryota, Metazoa, Arthropoda, Insecta, Hymenoptera, Cephidae.
GCUUAUAUAAACGCAAUACGUGCUACUGCUUGACACAUCAGACCUCGACGUCGUCAAGGAACAACUGGACCGACUGACCCCAGCAAAUAUCUGGACGACUAGCAACCACCCUCUUCGAAGGUUACCAUAACAAGAGGUCUCUUCAUCAUGCAGAGAAAAAUUGCACUGUCGUGGAUGCUGCUGGCUGCCGUAGCCAUUAUCGCACUUUCAACCCCGGCCGAAGCAGCCCCAUACACACCUCAAAGCUACUGGAACCAACUUGAGGACGAGGAUCCGGAAAUGAUGCUGGAGAUGCUGGCACGACUUGGACAGAGCAUCAUUCGUACCCACGAGCUUGAGAAUACCAAACGUGGACUGGACUUUGGUAUCAGUCGUGGAUUCAGUGGCUCUCAAGCAGCGAAGCAUCUGAUGGGUCUGGCAGCUGCAAAUUACGCCGGGGGACCAGGAAGGAGGCGCCGAUCCGAACAAGCGUAGACGCCGUUCGCAAAAGUCUAGCUAAAAUUAUCUAACCACACCAAUCCAAAAGAUCCACUCUCUUGAUUUUACGUAUUACAAUUAUAAUCCGGAGGCAAAGAGGAAGCAGAAAGCAAAAAAGAAAAAAAAAAGAUAUGAAAUGAAAGAAAACCGAUUCGCUUCAGGGCUCUUUCGGACUUCUUUAGCCAAAAGCUGUUCCUCCCUCCUCUAUACUUACAUUUGACGUAUCCUAAUCGAUUGAUCUGAAAAUCUUAAAAUCGGUCUUACCUCUCCUUAUUUUUUUUUUGGCGUAGAACUAGAAAAAAAAAGCAAUGUAUUUCCCCUAGCCUUACAUGUAUCUAUCUAUAAUUUUUUUUCUUUUCGUCUCCUUCAUUCCUCACGAUACUUUCGUCUACCGAUUGUUUUUCGAAAAGUAAACUUUGAGGGUCUCUUCUAUUUGAUGGAGGAGCUUCUCCAGGGAGUCGGAUAUCUUUUCAGUCUCCCUUCUGAGUACUGAGAGUGAGCCAAUCGGUUCUCGAUACGUCUUGAUUAAAUCUCGAACUACUAUUCUAGUCAGUCGUGUACCUCAAUUGUAAACUUUAGUUCAAAAAUCCUUUAGACUUACGUCGUUUGCGUUUCUAUUAUUGUUGUUAUUAAUAUUACUUUUGUCAUUAAAAACUUUUAAUGUCUAUACUAGCUCUUAGAAUCUUACCGACAUGCCAAAGAAUAUAAUAGUAUUGACAUUGAUGAGUCUUCUUGUCUGUCUGUCUGUUUCCUCUUAAUGUUAAAAACAAAUUAUUCUACAAUAUGUAUAACGCAUAAUUGUACCUAGAAAUACGCUUUAAGAACGCUUUCGGUUGCCGUAUUUGAUAUCGUAUCUAAACAUUAACCGAAGCGGUUGGAUGUCACUUGACAAACAGCUGACUUUUAUCCUCUUGGGACUCUGUUCUUUGUGGAGCAUCAUUAGAAUGAGAAGAUUAGAGAUAAAUUUGAUUGGUUAUAUUUGAUUGAUUAUCGAUAAAGAAAUAGUCAGUGUGAACGGUGUGUCUCGACACUUAUGCUCUAUGUAUCAUAAAGGAAUUUCGUCUCCUAUUCCCUUGAAUAAAUGUUACUUUAACCCA